Messenger RNA from Oncorhynchus gorbuscha (pink salmon), 7858 nucleotides. Its product is annotated as histone-lysine N-methyltransferase ASH1L-like. The transcript has 11 exons. The record is from RefSeq and is a predicted model, not a curated record. Lineage: Eukaryota; Metazoa; Chordata; Actinopteri; Salmoniformes; Salmonidae. The coding region runs from base 273 to 5852 and encodes 1859 amino acids. Gene Ontology annotation, molecular function: DNA binding.
CCGUCCUCAGGAGGAGGGGGGACGGAGAGCAGAACCAGGGGUCAGACCGCAGCACCACCCAGACCAGGAAGAUACACUCCUCCUCGCCUCCGUCUUCAUCAUCAUCAUCAUCAGCCCCUACAACCACCCCUCCCAGCCCAGCCAACCCUCAGACUGCGCCAGCCAAACAGGUCCCUGUGAACCUGGGCUAUAAGAAGUCAGACACCCUAACGGAGAAACCAAGGCACCCUGACCCACCUGAUGCCCACAGCAAACUACCCUCACCUGCCCAAAUGGACCAGGCAACCCCCUCUUACCCCACAGCUUCAUCCCCCCAUUCCCUCCCUCCCUCAUCACCCCAUUUCCCCUUGGUAAAGGACCCUAGCGGUGAGGGAGGUAUGCUGAAUGGGGGAGUACCUACAGUCACCUGCCAUCCUACCAGACUCACAAAGGUCAAAGGUCGCAAACAGAACUGUUCUUCCUCAGCCGCCCCCACUAACGUGAACUCAACAACAAGACCUCCAGCCUCCAGCCCCCAUCAGGCUGACCUUGCAGCCCAGGACAGGACUACAGGCUUCAGCUGCCCUCAUACACCACCUCCAUUCACAACCCUACUUCCAGACCAGAGAGGAGCCCCAGUGGCUGAUGGGAGACUGAGUCCUGCUGCCUCCCUCACCAGCCUGAGCAGGGGACCAUUACUACCAUCCUCUGUGGGAAAUGAGAGAGGGAAGGAGGAGAAAGCCAAGAAGAAGAAAGAGAAAGAUGACAAAGCAAGGGGUGAGAAAGGGAAGGGUAAGAGAGGGGAGAAGGGGAGAGGGAAGGAGGACAGAGGGAGGAAUGAGAGUCCAAAGAUGGACAGAGAUGAGAGAGGGAAGGAGGGAACUGGGAUGGAUGAGAGCGGGAGGGAUAUGAUGGGGAAGGAGGAGAGAAAUGGGGAUGAGGACAAGGAAAGAGAGAAGCCCAGAGACUUGAGGAUGAAUAAAUCGCCCUCUUCUACAAAGUGUCAAAUGUCUGAGGUUCAGAGCAGGAAGACAGGUACACCCAGCCCAGACCUGACCAGCAGAACAGGGGAAUCAGAUGAUACUGGUGCCCCCUCAAGACCCACUGUCUCUCCCUCCAACCCAUCCACUGCCUCCUCUUCCCUCACUUCCCUCCCUCCUCCCUCUCUCUCUCUCCACUUUUCCUCUCCUCCUACCUCCCCCCGAGAGCAGGACAGCCGUCCGCUGAAGAAGCGUAAAACCCGACGGCCAAGCUGGACCAGGCUGGUGAACCGGGCACAGAGACUGGCAGAGAACCCAGAUGGCCGCCAAGAUGCCCCCUUAGUUGCCCCACAGACCCCCACUACCCCCCAGACACCCGCAACUACCAACUCACCCAACCUUCGGUCAGCUGAGUCAUGCCUAGCCCCCUUCGUUCCCCCACCCUCCAGUCCGUCCUCCCUCUCCCCCUCUACCUCUACCCCUGUGAGACCCAGACCAGCAGGACGACCCCCAUCCCCCACUCAGUCUCACCUGUUGACCUUUGACCCUAGCCCUUUACCUGGACCUGACCGUCCCUUCAAUCAGGCCAGAAAAAGGGGUCGCCCCAAAUCACAAACCUGGAGCUUGGACGAACCCCAACCCAGACACUCCCCUAAACCUACCCAAGCUGAGAUGCUCCCUCAUGGGCAUGAUGAGACUCCGGACCUCCAUGUGCUCAACCCAGUGCUGGAUCACAGUCCCACCCUCACCAAUCCCUCUAGCCCCAACCCCACGCCCAGGAAACGAGGUCGCCCCAAACGGGUGCCCCCUUCCCCCCUCCUCCCCAAACAGACUCCCCAGGACCAGAACAGGGGUACACUGACCCCCUCUGGAGGUGAGGAGGGGGGUAAAGACUUCCCCUCUGAAAAGGGGAACAGGAAGCUGAGGAUGAGGAGCAUCAUAGGAGAGAUGAAGAGGAGGAAGAAGAGGAGGCUACUCAGGGAAAUGCUUUCUGGGUGUGAAGGGGGGAAGGAGGGGAGAGGAAGAGAGGGAGGUAGAGAGAACUCUCGUGGGUGUGCGGGAGGGGUGUGUGGGUCGGCCACAGCACCCUCCCUGUCCUCCUCCUUUGGGGGUAAACUAGGUCCUCAGAUCAACGUGAGUAAGAGGGGGACCAUCUACAUGGGGAAGAGGAGAGGACGCAAACCCAAAGCUCCAGCUAACUCUAACCCUGCCUUUCAGUCCACACUGUUCACCAGUCUCUCUAGUUCCUCUCUCUUCUCCUCUCCCCAGCCCCAUCCUCCCCUCUCUCACCCAUUCCCCUCCCCAUCUCUCACCCACUCCAGUGGAGCCCAGAGCCCUUACAGUGAUGGAGGCUGCACAGAACCUGCUCCCUCCCUCUUCCUCCCCCACACCUUCUCCCUCCCCUCACCCUCCUCAUCCUGCGCAUCGCCACGUCCUCUCUCCUCCUCCUUCUCCUCCUGCUCAUCCCUCUCUCCCUCCCUAAAGAGGAGUUCUCCAGGUCAGGGACGACAUCCCCUCUUCCACCAUCCCUCCAGCAGACUCUCUUCUCCUCCUCUUCCUCACCCUCUUUACCCCCAUCUGCCUGUCUUCCCCACACACCUGAAAGAGGCCACAGCCUCACCUAUCAGUAAAUCACACAGCAAGGAGAUGUUGCCUAGUGAUAGUGUGAUUGGAAUGGACCACAACACUAUCUCAGAGAGGGGGGAGAGGAGGGGCCGAGGGAGAGGGGGUGUAACCAUGGGAAUGACCUCAGAUGUCACCCGGUCAGUGUUCCGGACAGGUUUAGGGGUCAACCUGAAGGGUCAGAGACAACCCUCACCCUCCAUGUUACUAGAACACCCCCCCCCUGUACCCUCACCCAUCAGAGUGUCAGCCUCACCCCCCUCUGCCUCCCCCAGACACACGCCUUCUUCUGACUUAGUGGAACCCAGAGACAGACACAGGCACAGGCGGAGGGGGUACGAAUGUCCCUAUACCUGCCCCCCCUGCCCCUGCCUAGGGCACAACCAGCGCUCCCACCUGGACCUCUGCCCCUGCCUAGGGCACAACACACACAAGAGACAGAAACACAAACACAAGAGGAAGUACCAGCACCUGCUCAUGCACGCGCACGACCCAGACUUCCUCUCUGAACUGGACGAUCUCAUUGGGCAGUUCAGCGAGGUCCGCAUCGGUCGCCACCGUGAUUGGGCCAGAGCUGGAUUGGGGCAGGAUCUCGAUGAGAGUGGGGGGAAAAGACGCCACUUUUCCUUAUUGUCAUCGCAGAAUUUCCGCUCGAACGUUUACAGAAUCAACUUGAGUGGAUACUACUCGCCUCACCCCCUGUCUCACCCCCUGUCUCACCCCUCCUUCUCCCCGCUCCACCCCCACCCCCCCCACGGUCUGCCUUAUGGCAGCAGAAAGCCAGAGCAGAGGUUGAGGUGUGGCUGUCCCACCAAGCCCUGUGAGUCCUUAGACCAGGGUGACUGUGGCCAGGGGCGGAGGUGUGGCUGUCCCACCAAGCCCUGUGAGUCCUUAGACCAGGGUGACUGUGGCCAGGGGCGGAGGUGUGGCUGUCCCACCAAGCCCUGUGAGUCCUUAGACCAGGAUGACUGUGGCCAGGGGCGGAGGUGUGGCUGUCCCACCAAGCCCUGUGAGUCCUUAGACCAGGGUGACUGUGGCCAGGGGCGGAGGUGUGCCUUACAGGGUAUCACAGGGCACCUCCACCCCUCCUCUCUCAGUACCCCCCUGGCCUCCUCCACCACCUCUUCCAUCACCCCCAUGCCUCUGGGUUUUGGCUACUACAGAGGCUAUCCUCUGACCAUGGCCCAUUACCCAAACCCCCACCCCUCCUUUCCCCUGCCUCCCCCUCAUCCCUACGCCCCCCACCACCCCCACCUCCACCCCCCUCACCUCCUCCUCAACCCAUCCAGGUUCCACAGGAGGAGGAGCAGGCAGCUGAGGGAGGCUGGGUUGGGUGGAGGUGAGGACGUGGGGGUUAUGGGUGAGGGAAAGAGGGCCGGGGUCCGUUCCUGUCCAGCAGGGUCCGUCCCUGGUCGGUCCUGUGUCUGUGGGGGGAGUGAACACAAGCUCAGACACAAACAUCGUCACAGACAGCGUGGUCGUGAUGGAAAGGAAGAAGAGGAUGAGAGAGUUGCCGGGUCACAGCUAAGGUCAGAGUUCACCACAGGAUCAGGAGGAAGUAGAAAGACUGGAGGACAAGGGAGUGCUGGGUUGAUGGAGUCUCCAUGUCAACAUAGGCAUGGCAAAUACCCCUCUUCUUUCUUCUCGGCUUCUGCUAAACCAGCCUCUUCAUCAUCAUCAUCAGAGAGGCUCAAACACACACCCCUCACCUGUCUAGGUUCCUCUCACCUUUCCUCAUUUGGAGAGGGCUGGGGGGUUCGGCAGAACCCCUGGCUGAGGAGAGGGGGGCUGGGGGCAGGAUUCAGACCCCUCGAUCCCACCUGGGGCACUAUGACAGAAGGGCAGAGGACGGCCGCUGUGGGGGAGUCAGAGAGAGAGGCGGGGGAGAGACACACACCCUGUCACAGCACCUUCACCCCCCCGACACACACCAACCUCUUCACCUCCUCUGCCACCAGUGGGAGGGGCAUGAGGAGCGGAAGAGACAAUUGGAGACCAGGGAAUCAAGACGGGUCACUGAGGAGUGAGGAGCCAUCACAGACAGAGAGGAGAGGCACAGACCCACACUAUGACCUGAGCAGAAGGCAACUGAAGUGGCUGAGAACCAGUCAACGUUUUGGGGCUAAGAGAGGGCCUGGACGACCCAGGAAGAACCUUCUAGCCUCCCCUUUGGUUUCCCCCUUCCUCUCUCCUACAAGCCAACCAAACCCUCCAACUGAGACGGACGACCAGAACAGAGACAGAAACAGAGGAAGAGGAGGAGGAGAUUCAGUACAAGAGGUGAUUGAAGCUGUGAUUCAGAGCCAGAGGAGGAGAAGACGGAAGAGGAGGCACAUUGAGAAAGAGGAGGUUGAGCAUCCAUCCUGUCUCCAAAGUUCUGGUGAAGGUGAAUUAGUCACCCACACCCCCUCCAUAUGCACAGGCCAAUCAGAGCUAACCCAAACUCCAUCCCUAACCCCGGCCAGCCAAUCAGAUAAGGGAGCUGACCAGCUGCCUAGGAAGAGGUUUCAGAGGGCGGGGCUCUACUCAGAUGACUACAAAACUACAGAUCCCUCCUCUCAGAACCAGCUGAACAGAGAGAGACUGGAAUAUACACCAGGACAACAAGAUUACAGCCUCCUGCCUGCUCCCAUACAUGUUGGGAAGUACCUAAGAAUGAGACGUAUUGACUUUCAGUUGCCCUUUGAUGUCAUGUGGCUCUUCAGGCACAACCAGCUCCACAAAGAGCCAGAUGUUCCUCAGACCAGAGAGAUCUCAUCCUACCAACCAAAAGAGAAGAGCCUGUCCAGUCACCAGACAGGGGUGUCCCUCCCUCCCUCUCCCCAGGAGGAGUGUUCCAGUCCCAGUAGGAAGAUGUUUCCCUACCUGGACAUGGAGCCUAUGACCACCAGUGACAGGGUGUUCGUCCUGAAGCACCGCGUGUUCCUUUUGAGGAACUGGGAGAGGGUCAGAGACAGACAGAUACGCCUGAGGAGGGGGAGAGAGGGGGAACGAGAGAAAGAUGGAGGAGGAGUUUCCAGCUAUGUAGCUACUGGAGACAACAACAGCCACAUCAUGUCAGGUCGACAAAUGGCGGUGAAGAAGAAUGUUGUGUGGACUAGUGAGCCCCUUCGUGAUCCCCAGUGCCCCCAUAACCCCCUCAGAACCACGCCCCAGCUCACUGAGAACAGACAAGAGGAGAAAAAACAGGUGGAGGAGGAAGAGGAGGGCUGGAGGGAGGUCCGGAAGGAGCGACUGAACAACAUACUCCUGAAGCUGCGGCAGACAUGAUUGGUGAGAGAGGACAAGGAAGGAAGGAGGAGGGGGGGGGGGGGAAUCUCAGCUCAGUAUCUCUUCUUCUUCCAAGUAGCUCAGUUCAGCUAACUUUGCACUAGUGUUGGGGGAAAACACUUCCCUAAAAUGAUUUGUUAUAAAGAUGAUUUUGGGCUUUGUUUCUGAGAGGAAUGAGGGUGUAGUUGUUUACUGUACCAUUGAGAAUGAUUGACAGACAGUCAGCUGACCAGUGACAGUCUGAUUUAAUAGUUAGAGAGGGCGGAAGGUAUGGAUGGAGACCAUAGAGUCUUAAGGCUGGAUUAAAUCGUAUUGUGGAAGAUCCGCAUUGUAGCUCGAUUUAAAUGUAAAGGAAAUAUUCCCUUGUUCUCGCAGACUACAUUCACGGUAAACGCUGCAUGUCGGCUCAAUCUGAAAUUACCAUGACAAUAUCAUUUUUUACAAUUUUACCUCAUUUUUUGUGAUAUCCAAUUGCAAUCCAAUUACAGUCUCAUUGCUGCAACUACCCAAUGGGCUCGGACAGGCGAAGAUCGAGUCAUGCGUCCUCCAAAGCGUGACCCAAGCUGCACUUCUUAGCACCUGCUUGCUUAACCCGGAAUGUGUCAGAGGAAACACCAGCCAACUGAUGACUGUCAGCUUGCAGGUGCCUGGCCUGCCACAAGGAGUCACUAGAGCACGAUGAGCCAUGUAAAGGCCCCCUUGGGCCAAACCUUCCACUAACCCGGACAACCCUGGGACAAUUGUGCACCGCCCUAUGGGACUCCCGGUCACAGCCAGUUGUGACACAGGGGAUCGAACCCCAGGCUGUAGUGACACCGCAACACUGCGAUGCAGUGCCAUAGACCGCUGCACCACUUGGGAGGCCUACCUCUACAUUUUUAUGCAGAUCUUCUGCGAUACUUCUGCAAUACACAGCCCCUAUGGUUUGAUUCAAUCCCUGUUGCUGAAGUACGGCGCUAUAGCGUGAUUCAAGUGUAAAGGUAAUUUCCAAUUGAGCCGACCUAUGCAGUUUUUCCGUGAAUUCAGUCUCCACUAACGCGGGAACAUUGCCUUUAAUGUUCCCUUCAGCUCUACGUAUUGAAUCGGGCCUUUAAUGUAAAAGUGCCAUGUUGUAAAUAAACUGACGCCUAAGUGAGUUCAAUCUCCAAAAGCAAUACGUCCUGUAAGGAUUUCAGUACAAUAACUUUAAUAUCACUACCAGUACCAGCUAGAGACCCUUCUAUGUAUCAAACCAAGUAGUUUUUAUUGCCUUAGUGAAUAUGAUCAUUUCAAGAUCGUUAUAUUGUACCAAUGAUAAUGCAGUAACAUUGACCUAAGUAAUGUAAUGAAUCAGUUGCAUAAUUGAUAGUUAUUAUCUAAGCGUUAAAGUUAAUAGUCAAAGGCCUUCAUUUUGCUACAAAGUGUUAAACAUAACUGACCCAUGUUAAAUAUUGCUAUGGUUGUAUAUGACUUUUCUUCGCCUGUAUACUUUUUCUGACUGAUGGAAUGUUAUUUUUUAUUUGGUCAGACAAUCAGGAAAAUGAAUUGAAUCUGAGAUUUGUAAUCGUUCAUUUGUACAGUUCUCUUUGGUGCAGUUUCUAGUUUGACUUGGAACACUAAGUUGAAUGUUUUAUAGUUGACCUGUGUAUUUGCCUCAUCAAUAUAGUGAAGGGUUAUUUAUGUAGUUUGCAUGAAAUGUAACUUUGGGCUGGAUUCAAUCCGUAUCGCGGAAGAUCACAUUAAAGUGUAGAGGUCAUUUCCGAUUAAGCCGACAUAUGCAGUGUUUGUCUUGAAUGCAGUCUCCACGAACGCGGGAACAUGGGCUUUCAAUUUAAAUGGAGCAUAAUAACGCAGAUCUCCCAUAAUACUUCUGCGAUGCGGUGAGAAUCCAGCCCUUUGUUGUACAAUUGAAAUUGCUGCUUAUAACCUGUCUUUGGAGAAAAUACCACAGAGUUCAUCUGACAGAAUGUAAUUUCAAACAUUGACCUUAUUAUCAAUAACAAUAAAAUGGCGUUUUUGUUUACAAA